Adineta ricciae is the source of this 1761-nucleotide messenger RNA. NCBI's taxonomy places the organism in Eukaryota, Metazoa, Rotifera, Eurotatoria, Adinetida, Adinetidae. The record is from the annotation of a GenBank genome assembly.
AUGACAAAUUUUCAGAAAGAAAAUCAUAUUUAUAUUGUUCUUUCAUCUGAUGAUGAUGAUGAUGAUACUGGUCCAAAUCCGACGUUCAAUGCUCAGAAAUCUAUCAUGACAGUGAACGCAACACAGAGACACGACACAGAGAGCCUCUAUAAGAACACAAAUAUGUCUGAACAACAUGAACAGAUGUCAUUAGAUGGAUCGAAUAAUGACAUGCAUCUUUUUCAUACACCACUCAAGUCAUUUGAAAUAAAUAUUAUAAAUUCUGCUGUAACAGAAGAAUAUAUUUCACGAACACUUAAUCAACAUAAUCAAACACGGUUAUCCAUUUUACCUAUGUUCCCAACAACAAAUAAUGGUAAUAAUGUUGCCGAUUUACUAUUAGCGAAUGUACCAAUACGAUUGUUAUCAGUUGAACAAGUGAAUCGUCGUGUUCGCCAAUGUCAUGAGGAUAACUCAAAUCAAUUUAGCUGUGCUUUAACAAUACAUAAUUUCACAAUACCAUCUCAAUUACGUGAUCAUUUUGUAAAUCAUUUUCAGUUAUUAUCAAACCGAUUGAAUAUUAAUUGGCAUAUUCUCGAUUUCAAUUAUACACGCUUGAAUCAUUGCUUAAGAUUGUUUGCUAAUGAGCGUAUGUCUCGAUUACGACAAACACUUCAUGAAGUUCGAUUAAUAGAUGAGGAGAUUCCGAUGGCUAUGGAAUUUUUCCUACAAAUGGACGUGGAUCUAUUCUAUAUGAAGACAUUUGUUGAACGAAAUGUUCAACCAACUUCAAAAAAUAAAGAUCUUUUUUGUCAAGUCGAACCAGAAUUACGAUUUUUCUUCAAGCCAUGUGGUCAACAACAUUGUGACGUUUGUACAUCUUCCAACUAUAUCACUCAUCGCUCACAAUUUUCACUUGAUCCUGAACAGAAUGGAAAAUAUCGUUUCUUGAAUGGAUAUGAAGUUAUUUUAAAUGGUCCUGUGAUGUGUGAUACCAUUGGCAUUAUCUAUGUUCUUCGAUGUCCUUGUGGUCAAUUCGAGUACGUUGGUGAAUCUAGUAAUAAUCUUCGAUAUACGCUUAACCGUCACCGUAUGAACGGUAACCGUGUUCUUCACGAUUUUCUUAUCGGGGAACACUCGAAUAACGGAAAUAGUAAGAGUAAUAUACAUCUCUAUCAACAUUCGCCUCGAUGUUCUGUAGCCAUGCAAAUGUUUCUCAAUUGCUAUCCACAUUACUGGAAUUUUGUACCAGUCUUGACUUGUGCAACACAAAUACACAAUCAAAAUUGUAUUGAAUCUACGACAUUCAACACGUCAGGAUCGUCAUCAGUGAGAAACUAUCAUUCGAAUCGAGAUUUAUUGGCGCGACAUUCACGAACAACUUCUGGAAUUCGAAGUGAAGCGGAAAUUAAAACAUGUUUAAAACGAAUUCCUAAACCACCACGUGAUUUUGUAUUCACUGAACGACAACAUGAAGCGCAGAUACAUUUUUUCAAAGAGAAACUUGAUCAGCAAUUGCCAAAUCUUCCAUUAAAUCUUUACGAUGCUUCUGUUAUUGUGCUAUUGCCGGAGAAUAUGUCGGCCGUUUUUCGACAAUUUCUUGUUUCAUUAUUUAUUACACAUGGUGAAACUAAACUCAAUUCAAUUGGUAAUCUACUAGUUGCUCUCAAUAAUAAGUACCCGUAUCCACAGGGAUCAUUACGUGGAAAUUGGUGUCACGCACUGGUUCAUCCUUUAUCAUCAUCAUCAACAACAGUAACAAUAUCGUCUAAAAUUGAAUAA